AUGGACCCGGCCGCUGUUGCGACACAGCAAACACAGCAACACCACCGAGUGCGGCGCAAACGCAAGGCCGACUCUCAAGAUGCAAACAAUGAGAGGCUGUCCAAAAGGCUGAGCCUGCUCAAUUUGGAGCAGAAUGGCUCCAAGCUGUACGUCCCCGUCGAGAACCCCAAAGCGACCUCCCGCAGCCCUCUCUCUCAGCCGUCGCAGCCGCAGGCACCGCCGGCAGCACCACCGGUAAACCAGGACGACGACUCGAUGAUGCAGCUGGACGACUCCAAGUACAAGGUGUACAUCUACAACAUCGACGACGAGCUCUCCUCCGAGAGCGAGGCCGAGGACGGCAGGCUCGUCUUCCUGCCCGACAUCGAGAAGCACCUGCGCAUCAACCGCGUGCCCAUCCCGCCGCCCAUCCUGCCCAACAGCGACGGCGAGCUCGCCGGCAUGCAGAUGGUCCUCUACAACGUGCCCUCGUCCAUCUCCGUGCCCCAGGAGCAGGACAGCGUGCGCAAGGCCAUCAUCGAGUCGCGCGCCCGCAUACGGGCCAGGCAGAAGGGCGAGGAGCCCGAGAAGACCGCCGCCACCAGCAAGGCGCCGUCCUCGCCGCCGCUGCCCACCGCGCAGACGCCGCCUCUGGGCGGCUUCAGGCCACUCCAACUAGAUACCAUUCCCGAGGUACCGAACGGCGUGGCCACAACAUAUCCGCAAGCGUCGACACCGUGGGGGAUGUCAGCAGGAGAACAAGACGCCGACGCCAUGGAGAUUGACUGA
Molecule: messenger RNA, 768 nt
Organism: Phaeoacremonium minimum UCRPA7
Lineage: Eukaryota; Fungi; Ascomycota; Sordariomycetes; Togniniales; Togniniaceae
Exons: 2
Coding region: 1-768 (255 amino acids)
Source: RefSeq, a predicted model, not a curated record